This is a messenger RNA of Lucilia cuprina (Australian sheep blowfly), 592 nucleotides long. RefSeq names its product HIG1 domain family member 2A, mitochondrial. Gene Ontology annotation, biological process: mitochondrial respirasome assembly. NCBI's taxonomy places the organism in Eukaryota, Metazoa, Arthropoda, Insecta, Diptera, Calliphoridae. Gene Ontology annotation, cellular component: mitochondrion. The transcript has 2 exons. The record is from RefSeq and is a predicted model, not a curated record. The coding region runs from base 105 to 407 and encodes 100 amino acids.
CGUUAUAGUUUGUCGGCACCAGUCUUUGCCGGUCGUAUUAUUAUUUUUACCUCAAAAAAAACUUGUUUUGUUGCAACAAUAAUAAUAAACCACUAAAAUACACAAUGGCUCCACAACAGGUAAAUUUACCCAAUGAAGAUCUCGAUUGGAUACAAAUGCGCCAAGAAUCUGGGCCAGUGUUUCCCGAAUCAACAAAAGAAAAAAUGAUGCGUAAAAUUAAGGAAAAUCCCUUAGUGCCCAUAGGUUGUCUUGCCACCGCCAGUGCCUUGGGUUUUGGCCUCUAUAAUUUCCGUACAGGCAAUCGUAAAAUGUCACAGAUGAUGAUGAGAGCACGUAUUUUAGCGCAAGGUUUCACUGUAGCCGCUUUAGUUACCGGUGUUGUGAUGACUUAUGGCAAAAAAGAUUAGGGAGGGAACUCUAUGGUUAUAACUAUGGGCUGGUUCCUUUCGAACUAUUAACAUUUUGUAGCUUUUAACGUUUUUUUUGAAGCAAUGGUAACUGUUUUAUUUUUAGUUGUAUUUAAGAUUUUUCGGAGAUAAAAAAGUAUUGUUUUUGUAACAAAAUAUUCGAAAUAAAUGUUUUGUAAAUGUAA